UUUAAGGCGACGAGAUUCGCCAUCUGUUUUCAAAUUUCAUUCCUCCAUGAACUUUAUUUUCCCCGACUUUGGGAAAAAUUAUAACCUGAUCGAUCCUCUAUCUGGCCACCGUGUACAUAUAUUUUCAGUGGCGGUCUUCCACUUUGCUUUCAGUUGGCUGGUCAAUUUUUUGUCUCGUGGACACACAGGAACACGCGCAGAACACAUUUUACAGAGCAGAUAGAAAAACUUAAGUGCAGCCAGUUUGGGUGUAGAGGGCUAGACCCAUAUGAGCUUCUCAAUCUCUUUCUCUCCACCCCCUCUCUGCUCUGCUCUUUCCCCGCGUCCUGGACCUCUCUGUCAUGCUCGCUUGCUCUCCCCCUAGCAAACACUGUCAACCUGCCUCGCCCUCUCAUAUAGCGUUGUUUCUCGUCAUGUCUCCAUCUGGUUCGCAGCUUCUUCUUCCUGUCCCAUCUCUUACGCACCGCGGACGCAGAUGGAAGUGACAUAGGAAACGUUUAGAGCGGACAACAUUUUUUUGCAUUUGUCCUCUUUUCUUUUAGCACACUAGCCUAUUUGUUUUUAGGCAGGACAUUUCAACAGAGUUUUGUUUGUUUUCUUUACCAGCCUGUUUGUGUACACCAGUCUACUCAUACUAGGUCCGUUUUUCUUUAACCUAAUACUCAAUAUUCCGAUUAUUUUCUGUUUAUCAAUAACUUUUAUAGCUAUAGCCUACCCUAUUUAUUAGCCUAUUUAUAUUUAUUUGAGUUGUUUUAGCCUACUAUUAUGCACAUGUGGAGGAUCGGCAGUGAAAAGUGCUCAUGAGUUGAUUCCCAGUCGUCAGAAAGCUCUGUCUAUGUCAGUUACGUCGACCGGACCCCGGAAACUCAAGUGGGACCUACUGCCAAGUCGAUGAGAGCGCAUCGGAGAAGUGUAACAUCACUACGCGGGACUUCCUUCGUCUCUCCGUCCGGAACCAGCGCAGUCCAAAGAGGUCCAGUUCAGUGGGGUGUUUGGAGUUCGGGCUUCGGCCUCAGGUGCAUCUCUGAGGCGGGGCGACGCGGGAGUCCAGGUGUAGUGGAGGCAUGGACUGUAACUGUGUCAGUGAUCUGUUGCUCACCCCCCCUGUCCCUGCCCUCUGGACUCCAGGUGAGGCAAGCAGGAUUGGGGCACUUUUUUGCGGAAGCCGGGGCAUUGCCUUCCCAGACUGGGCCUACAAGCCUGAGUCGAGCCCCGGCUCGCGACAGAUUCAGCUUUGGCACUUCAUCCUGGAGCUGCUGCAGAAGGAGGAGUACCAGAGUGUGAUUUCCUGGCAGGGGGAAUAUGGAGAGUUUGUCAUCAAGGACCCUGACGAGGUGGCCAAACUGUGGGGCCUCAGGAAAUGCAAACCCCACAUGAACUACGAUAAGUUGAGCAGGGCGCUAAGGUACUACUAUAAUAAGCGUAUUUUGCACAAAACCAAAGGGAAGCGUUUCACCUACAAGUUUAACUUCAGUAAGGUGGUGCUGGUGAACUAUCCUCUGCUGGACAUGGCCAGCUCCCCCUUCCUGCUCCAGAACCACUUCAAUGGGGGCUCCGCCGCGCCUGACUGCAGCCCUCUCACACCCGAGGCCCUGCAGUCACUGUUCCCUCGUUUGCCAGAGUCAGGGAGAGGAACCUCCCUGUUUGAUCGAGUGGCCACAGCCCCGGGACCAGAGGGAGAUAAACUGAGACUGGACACAUUCCCCUUCCUCAGCUCAGCCGCUCCCUGUUACUCCAAGCCCCCGUCCCUGUUGGGUCCUUACCCCCGCAACCCUCCCUUCGACUACCCCUGGGGCUUCAAUCCCUACCUCUCAGGGGCCUUCUCCCUCAACAACUGCCCCAAGCUGCCCCCCGGCUCCCUCUAUCCCUCCCACUUCUACCCCAACCCGCUGCAGACCAGCCUGGGCCAGCUGCCUCACCCCUUCUCCUCCCUACUACCCCCGGGAGAGGUGGCAGGAGGGGGAGAGAGGGGAGCAGCGGGCCAAACCGGGGUUACUAACAGCACGGCAGGUGGGCAGCCCAGACUCUGCUUGCCUCCUUAUCCUGGUGCUCUGUCGCUGGGCCGAACAGACAUUCUCAACGGGGGCUCUGUGGGUGAGAGGGAGAGAAGGGAGAGCAAUACCCCAGGCACGGAGCCUGGGUUGGGGAUAGGGUUAGGGUUAGGGCUGGGUCUGGGAGGGAUGGGUCUUGGUGGUGGUGCUGGGGGGCGACAGAGCCCAUCGGAGCGACGAGGCGGGGUGAAGCAGGACCCAGAGUCAGACUCGGACCUGGAGAUCACAGAUCUGAGUGACUGCAGCUCAGACAACGAGCCUGACUUCAGCAUCACCAAGGAGACCAGGCUGAGUGGUCGAUCACAGAUCCUGGUGGAGGGGAAGAAAGGGGGAGCACUGCCACCUCUCUCCUCCCUUCCUCCCCUCGUGUCCUCCCAUCCCCUCAAGAGCCUGGUGCCCCUUACCCCUUCCCCUCCGUCCCUCCCUCUAUCCCUCUCUCCCUCCAUGGCUCUGGUUGAACGGCACAGGGAGACAGAGACUCUAAAAUUGAUCCACAGCUAAUAGAUUCUAUUAGAUAACUCUCUCUCUUUCUCUCCCCUCUCUCCUUCUCUCUUUCGCUCCCUACAUCUGUUAUGUUGUCCUUUAUUUGAGCCAUCUUGCCCCGUCUCUCUGUUUUUUUUUCUUCCUCUCUCUCUCUCUCUCUCUCCACCCUUCUUCUCUUUCUCCACCCUUCCUCUCUCUCUCUCCAACCUUCUUCUCUUUCUCCACCCUUCCUCUCUCUCUC
Molecule: messenger RNA, 2775 nt
Organism: Oncorhynchus mykiss (rainbow trout)
Lineage: Eukaryota; Metazoa; Chordata; Actinopteri; Salmoniformes; Salmonidae
Source: RefSeq, a predicted model, not a curated record